AAUGAGAAUGUCAGUGGCUCAUAUAACUCUGCUCUUCUUCCUUAGUGCAGGGACAGCUCAAACAUCCGAUCCAGCCAUCACUGCUAUCUGGAAUGAGCUGAAGAUGUUGAGAGACAUGGUGGUGGAGCAGAGGGUCGAGCUGAAGAAUCUGGAGAGCAGAGUGAGAGAGAGCGAGGACAAGGCUGAGGAGGAGAGGGUGAAAGUCUUGCUUCUGACAGUUGAACUUGGACACAUCUCUGAGAAGGUGGAGGAGCAGAGAGCACAGAUUUCUGAGCUGCAGAAGGAAAACACAGAACAGGAAACCAGAUUAGAUGGUGUGGACAUCAGGCUGACAGAGAGUGAAAAAGAAGCAGAACAGCAGAAGAUGGAAACCAAGACUCUUAAAGCAGAUCUGAACAGCACCAUGAUUGAAGUACAACUCCAAAAUCUCAGCAUAGAGGAUCUACAGAAAGAGACUGAAGCUAAGGUUGCUUUCUCUGUGGCCUUGACUGGUCCAGUGGGACCGUUCAACACUGACACUCAUCUGAAGUAUGACAGAAUCUUGACCAACGUUGGCAAUGCCUACAAUCCUACAUCAGGAACGUUCACCGCACCAAUCAGAGGAGUUUACUACUUCAGAUUCACUGCUUUUGAAUACCGGAAAACUCACACUUUUGGUGUAUACAUUUAUCACAAUGACCAGCAACUGAUGGCAAAUGGGGAACACAAUGUUUAUGAAGGGAAUGAGUUUUUCUCAAAUGCUUUCGUUCUUGAGUUGAAUGAGGGAGACUUGGUGUACAUGAAGCUUCCCUCAGGAUGGACUCUCUAUGACUCUGGAAAUAAUCAAACAUCAUUCAGUGGCUUCUUACUCUUCAGACUGUAAGUGAUGGUCACAUGAUGGCCUCUUUAAUCGAGCUGUUUAUGGUGAACUAAGACAAAUAAAUGUCUGACAAUAAGCUGUUGACUCCUGAAAUAUUGACUUAAGUUUUGUGGAACCUCAUCCCAUUGAAUACUUUAAAACGUUGUUGGAUGUACACAUAAACUCAAAAACAAUUAAAUGGCUUG
Messenger RNA from Cheilinus undulatus (humphead wrasse), 1044 nucleotides. RefSeq lists its product as uncharacterized. The transcript is spliced from 4 exons. Gene Ontology annotation, molecular function: protein binding. NCBI's taxonomy places the organism in Eukaryota, Metazoa, Chordata, Actinopteri, Labriformes, Labridae. The record is from RefSeq and is a predicted model, not a curated record. Bases 2 to 862 code for a protein of 286 amino acids.